This is a messenger RNA of Periophthalmus magnuspinnatus, 3939 nucleotides long. Its product is annotated as zinc finger protein 429-like. The coding region runs from base 121 to 2454 and encodes 777 amino acids. Gene Ontology annotation, molecular function: DNA-binding transcription factor activity, RNA polymerase II-specific; RNA polymerase II cis-regulatory region sequence-specific DNA binding. The transcript has 7 exons. The record is from RefSeq and is a predicted model, not a curated record. Gene Ontology annotation, biological process: regulation of transcription by RNA polymerase II. Lineage: Eukaryota; Metazoa; Chordata; Actinopteri; Gobiiformes; Gobiidae.
AGAGCACUGAAGGAGAGCGGGCUGGAGAAUGGCGUCAUGCUCCUGUGACAGAUCUGCAGACCCCACAAUCCCCUGGUUUAGUGGCGGCGUGAGGCGCGUGGGGUCGAGUCUCUGGACACGAUGAGCGCGCCGCAGCCUGGACCCUGUGCGCUGUCUCUGCGCUCUCUCCGCCUCCUCGUGUCUCCUCUGCGCCUCACGUGUGCGGCUCUGUGGGGGAUCGCGCGGCAGAGAGCGGUGGAGCACUACGGGCUGCUGGAGGACUUUAUCUCCACCCUGCACCGCGCCAUCCCGGGUUUGCUCAGCCCCUCGGAGCGGGUGCGCAUCAGCCUGGGUUUACGCGCAAAGGUGGUGUUGGACAUGUGUAGGAGGGAUGGAGGAGGCUGUAGGCAACAUCUGGAGCCUGAGCUGAGGAGGAUGGAGGAACUCGUCCUGGAGCUGGAGGAGGAGGACUCCGGAGCAAAGACGAAAGCUUCAUUUGACCGUUUUUCCAAGUUCGUUUUCUCGCUGCUGGAUGAUCCACAUGAAAAAGACGCGUUUCUCCAGAAAACCUCAGAAUUCGACCUUAAGUUUGACUCGUCCCUGCAGAAUCUCGUAAGAAAUUUACUGCUGCAUUUGGAGAAUCUGCUCCCUGUGCCCAGUCUGGAGCACACGUCACGGUGGCUCGGGCUGUGUCCUUCAGUCUUAAAAGAGUGUGAGGACAUUUUGAACGAACCGGACCCUCUCCACGAGCUCAUCCAGCAACAGAAACACAACUGUACGUUUCCAAUAGGUCACUUCGUCGAAGACUUUUUCUCCGGCGUCUCCGGUUCCACGGACGAACAAAGUGAAACUAAAACCACACAGCUCCAAAGCUCGGACGCACGGGGGGACGAAGCUCAGACGGAGGAGGGAGUCCCGUCUGUGGAAGUCACUCUGUCGUUUGACGAUGACGACGAUGAAGACGAGUAUACGAUGGACUAUAACCACGAGUAUCAGCGACCGUCUGUCUGCGCGAAGUCCUCCAGAUGCCCUGCCUGUGGUCUGACGUUUGAUAAUCCUUCUUUACUCAGCAAACACAGCGUCUCAGGAGAUUGUAUCGAAGAAAACGCGGUUUUUCAGGUCGAUUUGGAUUCGGACGCUUUGAGAUCAGAGCACGAGCCCCUGACCGUAGACGCUGAUGUCGUUCCAAAGCGCCGCGGUUACACUGACCACAUAGUUUGCCUGUUGUGUGGUCAGAUCUACACGUUAAAGACUUUACUGGAACAUCAGAAGGUCUGCGUGGUGAGAUACGAGCGGGAGAAACGGGCUGCGGCUGCGAUGCGUGUGGAGUACGCGCAAAAACGUCGAGAUCAGGGAUUCAAACCGUGUAUAGUCGUCGUUGGACGUUUAUCUUCCAGCCGUGAAAUCGCUCAGGACAAGACGUGUAAGUUCUCAUCUAAAGAACGUUCAAAAGCUUCUGUCCAAAGACGCCUUUUCCCCAAAAAUCGAGAAAUGCCAGUGCUAAAAAAUAACCUUUACUCCAUUUUGAUUCAACCUUGCAACUUAAACUCUUCGAAGAACAACACCGAGACAGAAUCCGGUUCCCAAAGACGAGAAUCGGAGAACAGCGCGUGCACGAAACCCAUGAAAUGUACGCUCUGUGACCAAACGUUCUCCAAAACCCUGCUCAUGAAAAGACAUUAUUUCAACAUUCACCGCGUCAAAGGCUCGUAUCAGUGUCCGUCCUGUAAAAGAAGCUUCGUUCGACUGUGCGACAUGGUCAAACAUCACCAGAACAAGCGUCUCGUCGAGUGCGAGACGUGCAGAAGAUGCUUUACGAAACUAACCGUUCUAAAAAAGCACAAAACGCAGUACAACAACACCUGCGCGACGCCACACAUCUGCGAAACCUGCGGGAAGCCGUGUUUGACCGCCGGAGUCCUCAAACAACACCGCAACGUGCACCGGGUUAAAAACGAGCAAACCGUUUGUACGUACUGCGGUAAAAAGUUCAGCUCGAAGUUUUGUCUGCGGGUGCACAUGAACAGACACACCGGCGGAUUCCCGUGUCCCAUCUGCCCCAAAGUUUUUUACCAAAAGACGUGCCUGAAACGCCACGUGAACAAACACAACGGACUGGAGCCGUACCUCUGCGACGUCUGCGGGAAAGGCUGGGCGACUCCCGCGUACCUCAGGAUCCACAUGGUCACGCACACGGAGGACCGCCCCUUUAAAUGUGACCGGUGUGACAUGUCGUUUAAGAGGGAGGUUAAUCUGAAAUGUCACUUCACCAGUAAACACACGGAUCUCCGGCCGUACGUGUGCAGCGUCUGCGGAGCGGCGUACAAACACAGCAGUAUGCUUUAUGAACACGUGAUGAAACACACGGGAGUCCCACGCCACGUCUGUCCCAAGUGCGGCAGCGGGUUCGCGCGGAAGUAUCAGCUGAGAAUGCACAGAGAGAAGCGGUGCGCGGACAGAAAACAGGUUAGCUAGGUCAGACCCAGAAAAGAAAAGACGACGUUAGCUAGGCCCAACACAGAAAUGAUGUUGUUAGUUAGACCUGACGCAUAAAAAACGCUGUUAGCUAGGUUCGGCACAGAAAAGAUGUUGUUAGCUAGGCCCGACGCAAAAAAGAAAAGAUGUCGUUAGCUUGGCCCGACACAGAAAUGAUGUUGUUAGUUAGACCUGACACAUAAAAAACACCGUUAGCUAGGCUCGGCACAGAAAAUAUGUCGUUAGCUAGGCUCGGCACCCAAAAGAAAAGACGACGUUAGCUAGGCCCAACCCAGAAAAGAAAAGACGUCGUUAGCUAGGCUCGGCACCCAAAAGAAAAGACGACGUUAGCUAGGCCCAACCCAGAAAAGAAAAGACGUCGUUAGCUAGGCCCAACACAGAAAUGACGUUGUUAGUUAGACCUGACACAUAAAAAACGCUGUUAGCUAGGCCCCGACACAGAAAAAAUGGUGUUAGCUCGGCCUGACGCAGUAACGUCUUCAAAAAAAAAACAUGAUAUCGAUACUGUGUCAUUAAAUUAAACUAUAUAUUUAGAUAUUUUUUAUACACCUUUAAUAACCAGAUUGUUUCAUAUCAGAUAAAUACAGAUAUAAAUGAUGUUGUUCAAAGAUGUUUUUUUUUUUUUUUUAUUUUAAGUUUGUCGUAUUUACAGAUGAUGGGACACAGGGUGAGACAAAUGUUCUAAAAUUACACAAAAACAUUUAAUCCAAGGCAAUAAUCUAAAAAUCCUUUGGCAUAAAUAUAAAAACUAUUUUCUAGAUGAAUAAUAACAUUUUUUCCACAUUAUCAUCACUUCAGUUCCAUAUUUAAUUGUUUUUCUAUCAUUUUAAAUCGUUUAUGCUGCACUAGUUUUGCCUUUUAGUUUUGCACUUUAAGAGUUGUGAUUUUGGUAGAAAAAUAAAAUAAAAAUGUUUUGUUUAUUUCAGAUUAUUGUGUUUCAUUCUGUCGUUUUUGUUGCUGCUCAUAGUUUUAACAAUAUUGUAAAUUUAAAAAAGAUCACUGGGAUCAUUCUGCUUUUGUGUUGAUGUUUAAGAGGGGUUUUGAGUCAUUUUGAGUUCUUUUUUUAUUUUGAGUUCUUUUUUUUUUAGUUAUUUUUAUUAUACUUUUUGUUAUUUUGAGUUUUUUUUAGUUUAUUCUCUUUAUUGUUAUUAUUUUGAGUAUUUUUUGUUAUUUAAGAGGGUUUUUUUAGUUAUUUUUAUUAUACUUUUUGUUAUUUUGAGGUUUUUUUUGUUUAUUCUCUUUUAUUAUUUUGAGUAUUUUUUGUUAUUUAAGAGUUUUUUUUGUUAUUUUUUAUUAUUUUUUUUGCUUUUGUGUUGAUGUAGUUUCAAUUCUUAAACUUUGUCAAGACUUUAUUUUUGUUUGUUCUAGGUUUGUUUUUAGCUGAUAUUUUUGUUUGUAUUCUGUGAUUUCUGCCUGUUACGUUAAUUUAUCAUAAUAAAACUGACCAGAACACGUCACAGAUGA